ACUCUCAACAUUAUUCAAACUGAACCAACGAUGACAUCUUUUUCAACGCAGACGAGCAUAACAGAAAGCAGAUCUGCAGGCACACAGUGGAUAGAUCCCACACUACAUGAGCAUGAAUAUGCUAGGCCGUGCAUUUCAGGAGCCAGGGAUACAGGAACACAGACGAGACCCAGUGAGACCGAGGACAAAGGAGUAAACUGUAGCACUCUGCAUAUACGCCUUACCACUGCUGACAUAUCAUCUGACUCCUUAGCUUUGUUAUACACAGGACUGCCUUGAAACACUUUCAGAACAUUUGUCAGUGUAAUGCAAAAUAUGGACGACCCAUUGAAGUUUACCAUGCCCGUUUCAGAACAAGUUUUGUUGGUGCUAAUGAAAUUAAGGCUUAAUCUACUGAUUGCAGAUCUUGCCAAUAGAUUUGGAAUAUCCGAGUCUUAUGCGUGCACCAUUUUCAAUCAAAGACUCUCUUUUAUGGCUUCAAAACUGAAAAACUUAAUUGUUUGGCUUCCACGUGAAACAAUUAGAGCCACCAUGCCAAAAUCUUUUCGUGAGAACUAUCCAAAAACCAUAGUCAUAAUUGAUUGCGCUGAAACUUUCAUCCAACGAGCAAAAAACUUGAAGACAAGAGGAGAAACAUACAGCCACUACAAGUCCAACAACACAGGAAAGUAUUUGGUUGGUAUUGCACCACAUGGACAGAUUAUGUUUAUAUCUAAAGGCUUUGGAGGAAGAUCUAGUGAUAAAGCAAUUGUGGAAGAGUCUGGCAUUUUAAAUUACCUUCUUCCUGGGGAUGAAAUUAUGGCGGAUCGAGGUUUUACCAUUGAUGACUUACUCUUUCCCUUGAAAGUGAAACUUAAUAUUCCAGCUUUUACGAAAGGUAAAGACCAACUUUCAGAAGAGGAUGUAACAGAGACAAGACGAAUUGCCAUUGUACGGAUUCAUGUGGAACGGGCUAUUAGACGUUUAAAAGUGUUCCGCAUACUUAGUCAGGUAGUUCCUGUUACCUCUGUUAAGAAACUCAGUGACUACUUGAUUGUUUGUGCUGCAUUGGUUAAUCUGAGAUCUGACCUUAUCAAAGAUAAAGAUGAUAACUGAUGGUUAUGCUAAAAUUUUAAACUCUAGUCAGCUUCACUAAUGUUAAUGAUGCAUGCAUUAACAUAUUGUAAUAUGAUAUUAUGUAAUAAUUCCAAUGUUAUAAGUUUGAUUGGACAAAAAUAAAGCUGAACGAUAGUUUACACAUCAAUAAAUCCGAAAACGCGAUGUAUUCAUACACGCCUGAAAACAAAUAACAUAGUGCGGGGAAACUAUUCAAUUUUUUUUCAAUUGUUACUAAAGUGAAUGUCAGAAUUGGAAUUAUAAGAAUCAAACAUUCUUUUAAAAGAAUUUAUCGAUGUGUAAACUCCGGACA
This is a messenger RNA of Ostrea edulis (European flat oyster), 1408 nucleotides long. RefSeq lists its product as uncharacterized. Lineage: Eukaryota; Metazoa; Mollusca; Bivalvia; Ostreida; Ostreidae. The transcript has a single exon. The coding region runs from base 307 to 1095 and encodes 262 amino acids. The record is from RefSeq and is a predicted model, not a curated record.